Molecule: messenger RNA, 918 nt
Organism: Truncatella angustata
Lineage: Eukaryota; Fungi; Ascomycota; Sordariomycetes; Amphisphaeriales; Sporocadaceae
Exons: 1
Coding region: 1-918 (305 amino acids)
Biological process (GO): peptidyl-lysine dimethylation
Molecular function (GO): protein-lysine N-methyltransferase activity
Source: RefSeq, a predicted model, not a curated record
AUGGCUCUUCUGCUCAGGAUAACCAAUGUCGAAGUGUGCGAGGACCCUGAAGACUUCCUGAACGAGUCGCUGGCCACCAUAUUUCCCGAUGAUGUUAUGACUCAACAUGGCGACGCAUCUCAUGCGCUUAGAUACACCUCGCCUCACUUACCCAAGCCACUAUAUAUUCGGCUAGCGGACCCAGACGAAGAGGAGGACCGUGUGCUAUUCGGUCACUAUCUCUGGAACGCCUCUCUCAUGCUUGCCGAGUUUAUCGAAGCCGGGACGUCAGGUUUGCAGCUUUGUCCUCCGCUCAGACGUGGCGAGGCUUUAGAACUAGGAGAGGGAAGGCUGAUCGAAGCGGCGUUUGAUGUUCGCGGCUUGUCGACGAUCGAGCUCGGUUCGGGAACUGCACUGCCCAGCAUAUUAUCUGCCCUGUCAGGUGCCAAAAGUGUCGUGGCCACUGACUACCCAUCGCCACCACUCAUGGAGCUGUUGCAUGCGAAUUUGUCACACAACACGCAUCCUACAUUCUCACCAUUGGGCAAACCCGCGGAAUCCAUUUCAGUGGAGGGCCAUGCCUGGGGUGAUCUAGAUUCUGGUCCGUUUACACAAAAACAUAAAGGCGGUUUCGACCGUGUGCUUGCUUGUGACUGCCUCUGGAUGCCCUGGCAGCACGACAACCUACGCCGGUCGAUUAGCUGGUUCAUGAAGGAUAGUGCUGAGUCGCGGGCCUGGAUUGUGGCUGGCUUCCACACAGGCCGCCACAAUAUGGUCGGAUUCUUUGACGAUCGGAAACUGGCCGAGGCUGGGCUCGAGCUCGAGAAGAUCUGGGAGCGAGACGUCGAAGGCCAGGAAAGGGAGUGGGCGAUUGAACGGAAGGACGACAGUGAUCGGAGGCGGUGGCUCGUCGUCGCAAGUGUUAAGAAGAAGCUGUGA